This is a messenger RNA of Nelumbo nucifera (sacred lotus), 1787 nucleotides long. RefSeq names its product Radical SAM superfamily protein. Lineage: Eukaryota; Viridiplantae; Streptophyta; Magnoliopsida; Proteales; Nelumbonaceae. The record is from RefSeq and is a predicted model, not a curated record. Gene Ontology annotation, molecular function: RNA methyltransferase activity; iron-sulfur cluster binding. Gene Ontology annotation, biological process: rRNA base methylation; tRNA methylation.
UAUCUAAUAUCCAAAUCCAAUUGCUGCUCUAAAAGCAUUCGGUGCAAACGGAGACCAAAAAACUUGGCGCAGGAAUGACCAGAAACCCUAGAUUGAGUUGAGUUUUGAGUGUCUAACUGUCUACGUUCUAGACCGUAACUCCGCAACCCAUGGAGAUGGGUUGUAUCUGGAUGAGGCGAGCGGGGGGAACCAACUGCUUGGUGGUCAUGAAACCUGCCAUAUCCUCGAUAACACCGAUUGCGUCCUUCCCAGUGCCCCCUUCAAAACCACCACGACGUCUAAUUUUUCUAUUUUCUUCAUCUUGCCGUUUGUUUUCGAAGAUCGCUUGUUCUUCUCCCACGGCGGCUCUUUCGAUAGACGACUACGAAACUGGUACCGUGAACGGUAGCAUAAGCUCCAAGAGCUCAAAGGUGCUCCUGAAGGGAAUGAGAUAUACUGAACUUGAAAAAUGGGUGCAGUCACAUGGAUACAGGCCAGGGCAGGCUUUAAUGCUGUGGAAGCGUCUGUAUGGAAACAAUAUUUGGGCACAUUGUAUAGAUGAAUUGGAAGGUCUGAAUAAAGACUUCAGAAAAAUGUUGAGCGAAUUUGCUGAAUUUAAGGCAUUGUCUUUAAAAGAUAUUCAUACAGCAUCGGAUGGAACUCGAAAGAUUUUGUUCACUUUGGAAGAUGGAUUGGGUAUAGAAACAGUUGUAAUUCCUUGUAAAGGAGGGAGGACUACUGUUUGUGUCUCAAGUCAAGUAGGUUGUGCCAUGAAUUGUCAAUUCUGCUACACUGGCAGGAUGGGCUUAAGAAGACACCUAACAGCCGCUGAGAUAGUGGAGCAGGCUGUUUUUGCUCGACGUCUGCUCUCAAGUGAAGUUGGUUCUAUAACAAAUGUUGUAUUUAUGGGAAUGGGGGAACCACUCCACAACAUUGAAAAUGUCAUUAAAGCUGCCGACAUAAUGGUAGAUGAACAUGGCCUUCAUUUCAGUCCUCGAAAGGUUACUGUUUCAACCAGUGGACUUGUGCCACAGCUGAAACGUUUCCUCCAUGAAUCCAACUGUGCGUUGGCAGUCAGUUUGAAUGCAACAACAGAUGAGGUCAGAAACUGGAUCAUGCCAAUUAACAGAAAGUAUAACUUGGGUGUGCUUCUUGAGACUCUUAGGGAGGAAUUGCGCUUCAAACAUAAUUAUAAAGUGCUAUUUGAAUAUGUGAUGCUUGCAGGAGUAAAUGACAGCAUUGAGGAUGCAAGGAAGUUAAUUGAUCUUGUUCAAGGUAUACCUUGCAAGAUAAAUCUCAUCUCCUUUAAUGCUCAUAGCGGGUCUGAGUUUCGACCCACCAGUGAAGAGAAGAUGAUGGAGUUCCGGAAUGUUCUGGCAGAAGCAGGAUGUGUUGUUUUCCUGCGGUUGAGUAGGGGGGAUGAUAAGAUGGCUGCUUGCGGUCAGCUUGGCAAGCCCGGGGAUAUCCAGCCUCCUCGACUCCGUGCUCCACCUCGAUUCCAAAUGGCUUUAUGAAUAUCAGGAUUCAGGAAGGUGACUUGGGGAUAUGGUAUUACCUUUGGGCUCUUCAUUAUUAAAACUAAAGGUGAAAAGGGUGCACCUACCAAAGCCAAGGGGAUAUGGUAUUACCGUUGGAAUACUUUAGAUUGUAAUUUGUAAACCAUUAACCACCAUUAUGAUUGAUGCUAUAUAUUUUUUAUAUUUAUUGAUUGAGACAAGAGGGUUGAUGUGAACUCGAAGGUUUCUUCUCAUCGACCUUGUUGCUAGUUAGUAGUUACAACUCCAAGGAAUUUUCUUCAAAUUGGCUUU